AUGGCCCCUCCUACUUCCGGUCCUCAGAUCUUUGAAGAUGCCAGUCGUGCUUCCAGAGCUUCGGUGUUCCGGGCCAUGAUUUCAUCCAAGCAUAAGCGAAACCAAUCCGCAGACGAUGCGAUGCCGCCCCAACUCUCGCCAAUCAAAAGUUCGACUUCGUCUUCGGCCUCAUCUUCGGCCUCGAACCCGUUUCCAUGGACGCAAGCCCCGACUUCGGCACCCGGUCACUUGCCACUGGGAGAGAUCGUCCCGAACCGUGACGCAAGGGACAAUAACGUUCCCGCAUCCAAGUCCGCCAACAAGGACGGGAAAGGGGCUUUGCAUAAGAAGACGAAGAGUACCGUCUCGCUCAAGUCCCUGCGAAGCUACAUGGAACGAAAGGAAGGAAAGUCGGACGAACCCGAGGACUCAGACGAGAUGAGACCCAAGAAGACCAAAUCGACAAACAGUCUCUCCGCCAUUCUGAAACGGUCCCAACGCGGCCGCAAAGAUGGCUUCAAGCAGAGUCGCGAUAAAGAAAACCGCAGCCCGACCGACUUGGUUGAUAACAUGCCUUCGCCAAACAUUCCUUCCUCCCCAGUCUGGGCGCAGGACUCCAUCCCCGUGUAUCAGCAGCAGCAGCGCGCCAACCGCUCCAGACAGAACUCGGCCGCAGACAGACGUCGUAGCGUCGCUGAAGAAGUCUCCCUCUACACGCCCAAGGGCUAUAGCCCCGCACAGCAACGAAACUUCUGCGACUAUCAACAGCCGUCCCUCACCAAACCCGGUGAAUCCAAGCCGCGUCCCAAAUCCGAGAACCUGGCAGGAAACAAGAAAGUGAAGGAAAUGCUGGGAUCCGUUCAGCGCCCUCCCACCGGGGGUGAUGGCAAUGACAGUGGCUCUUCCAAGGGUCAUGUGAUGGAAAGAGCAAGGAAGAUGUCUGCUCCUGAGCCUCCAUCGCCGAGACCUUCGGAAAGGGACGCAAGCCCAAAGAAGUUGUCUCGUGUGCAAGCUGCCAUCUCAGCAUUCAAUGCGAAGGAAAAAGAUGCCGAUGUGCUCAAACACCUCAACUCCAAGGAUGUUGAGAGUGAGUUUGAGAAGCUCCUGGAUGCCAGAAACAUCCCUCAUAACAUGCGCGACAAGAUGCGCUCCCUUGACACUAACAUCAAGGUUGAUUUCAUUCAGAAGGAUCGUACUGAGAAUGGAACACCGCACAGUGCAAAUCCCCCUGAGAGUCGUCGCGGACGCGGAAAGGAAUCCAAAGAUGAUCAAAAAUCUCAGGACCGCAGGGGCUCUCGGUCUCGUUCCCGAAGCCGGGGGUUUACAUUUGGUCGAGGGUCUUCCUCUCCGGGGAAAAAGGCUAGACCCGAAAGUGGGAGCUUCGCUCGUCCUCGAUCUGUAGAUCUCUCGCAGCCUGUUGGAGUCUACACGACCCUUCACCCAGGUGGCUCUACUGCAUCUCUUUCCGAAGCUGCGGUUGUUGAUACUGCGGCAGAUCCUUCGGACUUUGUGCACUACCUGAGAGAGAUCCAGAAGCCAGAGAUGAUUGAAGUUGGAAAACUCCACAAACUGCGCCUUCUGCUUCGUAACGAGACUGUCAGCUGGGUCAAUGGAUUCAUCACUGAAGGUGGAAUGGAUGAGAUCGUGCAGCUCAUCUACCGCAUUAUGAAGAUGGAAUGGCGUGAGGAUCAUGAGGAUACACUUCUUCACGAGGCAUUGCUCUGUCUCAAGGGCCUUUGCACGACAUCCAUCGCCCUCGCACAUCUCACCAGCAUCGAAGCAGAGCUUUUCCCCGCUCUGCUGAAGAUGCUAUUCGACGAGGAGAAGAAGGGUCCCAGCGAAUUCACAACUCGCGGAAUCAUCAUCAACCUCUUCUUUACCCAACUUUCAUCCACCUCUUCAAACGAAAAGCCCGCUGAGCGUGCUCGACGACUUCUGGGUUACCUGAAGGAUCCGUCACCAACUGAAAACAACCAACCGCUAGCCUUUAUUGCCAAUAUAUACCAGUCUCGACCAUACCGUGUCUGGUGCAAGGAGGUGACUAAUGUCACUAAGGAAGUGUUCUGGAUUUUCCUGCACCACCUCAACGUGAUCCCACUUGCAAAGGCAGACACCGCAUCGAAUGACCCUUUUAUUGACAACAAGGCGUCGGCCGAUAGCCGUCCUUAUUCCCAGCGACACUUCCCCCCACCUCGUCCGCCCGUUCCUGCAGCCCCUUAUGUCGGUGGCGUUGAAUGGGAUGCUACCAACUACUUGGCCGCCCACCUUGAUCUUCUCAACGGUCUGAUUGCCUCUCUCCCUACAGCGGAAGAACGCAACCAGCUCCGCUCUGAACUGCGAGCAUCCGGCUUCGAGAAGGUGAUGGGUGGGAGUCUACGAACUUGCAAAGAAAAGUUCUACUCCGGUGUGCACGAGUGCCUCCGAACCUGGGUUGCAGCAGCAGCCGAGGAUGGCUGGGCCUACACGAUGGUUCGUGAAGGUCCUCCUCGCUACGGAGAACCUGGUUCACCUACCAAGUCUCCCAAGAAGGUAGCACCAGGAAGUCCGAAGAAGGGUAUUAUUGACGAAAAGCCACCAAAGCUCGAGCUCGUUCUUAAUCUUCCAGAGAGUCGACCAUCCGGUCCAUUGACUCCAUCGAGCGAUCUUCGCAGCUGGCUUUAG
Penicillium malachiteum is the source of this 2640-nucleotide messenger RNA. RefSeq lists its product as uncharacterized. The coding region runs from base 1 to 2640 and encodes 879 amino acids. Gene Ontology annotation, molecular function: actin binding; small GTPase binding. The record is from RefSeq and is a predicted model, not a curated record. NCBI's taxonomy places the organism in Eukaryota, Fungi, Ascomycota, Eurotiomycetes, Eurotiales, Aspergillaceae. The transcript has 2 exons. Gene Ontology annotation, biological process: actin cytoskeleton organization.